AUGAGACACCUCAGGGAACUCCUCCGAAAGGACAUGGAGUGGAGGUGGGAUGCUCAACAGCAGCAGGCAUUUGACCAGGUGAAGAAAGACAUCCAAGAAGCAGCGACACUCACUGUGUAUGACCCCAAACAACAGUUGAUAGUCUCUGCAGAUGCAUCUUCUUUCGGUCUUGGUGCUGUGUUGUUGCAGAGAGACAAGGACAGUCGUGAAAGGCCAGUUGCAUUUGCGUCUAAAGGACUGAGUGAAACGGAGAGAAGAUACGCUCAGAUUGAGAAAGAGGCAUACGCUAUUACAUGGGCAUGCGAACGCUUUGAAAAGUUCCUUGUAGGGACGAAGUUUCAUGUCCAGACUGACCACAGACCUCUGAUCUCAUUGCUGGGCGAUCGAGAACUAGACAGAAUUCCAGCAAGGAUUCAGAGAUUCAAGCUGAGACUCAUGCGUUUUGACUACUCCAUCGAGCAUGUUCCGGGUAAAGAGAUGUGGAUUGCAGAUGCACUCUCGAGAGCCCCAGUAGAAACUGCAGAGAGUAUGGAAGAAGAGGUCGAAGCAUAUGUUCAGAUAGUGACAAGUUUGCUGCCAGCAUCGAGUGACUACCUAAAAGAAAUAGAGUUUGCACAGACUGAUGACCCAGUGUGCCGACAAGUGAAAGAGUAUUGCACUAGAGGCUGGCCAGGCAAGGGCAAAAUUCCGCCUGAGAUUGUCUCCUACUUCCAAUACCGAGACAGCCUCACGGUGCAACAGAAUUUACUUGUGAAAGACAACAGGUUGGUCAUUCCAAAGUCUCUAUGGAAGAAAGUGCUUGGCCAACUGCACGCGGGACAUCAAGGGGUGUCCAAGUGUAGAGAAAGGGCGAAACUGUCAGUGUGGUGGCCAGGACUAAGUACUCAAAUUCAAGAGAUUGUCGCAAACUGCACGACCUGCAUCCAAGAACGGACUCCAAGAGUGGAGCCCAUGAUUGAGUCAGAGCUACCAGAUUAUCCAUGGCAGAAAGUUGCUGCUGACCUGUUUGAACUGAAAGGCAGGCACUAUUUGAUCGUCGUGGACUACUAUUCCCGUUAUAUAGAAGUAUGUUAUCUGCGGAACACGACUACGGAUACGGUGAUAGCUCUGUUGAAAUCGUUGUUUGCCCGUCACGGAAUACCAGAGACGUUUAGGUCAGACAAUGGACCCCAGUUCACCUCAGGGAAGUUUGCGAACUUCACAAAGGAAUACCAAAUAAAGCAUGUCACGAGCAGUCCGCACUAUCCCAAGAGCAACGGUGAAGCAGAAAGGAUGGUGAAAGUUGCCAAAGACAUCCUCAAAAAAGCUGAAGACCCAAAUAUAGGACUCCUCAUGUACAGGACGACUCCUGGACGCAGUGGAUAUACUCCAGCUCAGCUCCUAAUGGGAAGACAGCUCAGGACUACUUUACCUACACUGCCAUCCCAGCUGACCCCUAAGUUGCCCAACCAUGAGGAAUUCCGCCGGAAAGAUAAAGAAGAGAAGCGGAAGCAAACCCAAAGCUACAACAUUAGGCACAAAGCCAGCGAUCGAAGCGAAAUGACCGCAGGAAGUCCAGUAUGGGUGACAAUACCUGGCACUACAGGCCGGCUCGUGAAGAAGAACGACAAUCCAAGAUCAUGGGUCGUCGAUACUCCACGAAGACAACUCGUUCGGAACACACACCAUUUGAUUCCAGCCCCGGCAACUAGGGAAGAUCACGCAGACAUCGAAGAUGACCCAGUGGAAGCAAACCAAGAAACACCAGGAACGGUGGCUACAUCAAGGGAUGAAGAGGACAGCGUUGACCCCGCCUUGAGUGAAGAAAAGGGCGUGUUUUCAAGAUAUGGUCGACGCAUUGUGAAACCCGUCAGGUACCGGAACUGA
This is a messenger RNA of Rhipicephalus sanguineus (brown dog tick), 1866 nucleotides long. RefSeq lists its product as uncharacterized. Gene Ontology annotation, molecular function: nucleic acid binding. The record is from RefSeq and is a predicted model, not a curated record. The coding region runs from base 1 to 1866 and encodes 621 amino acids. Gene Ontology annotation, biological process: DNA integration. Lineage: Eukaryota; Metazoa; Arthropoda; Arachnida; Ixodida; Ixodidae. The transcript has a single exon.